Molecule: messenger RNA, 2561 nt
Organism: Phytophthora infestans T30-4
Lineage: Eukaryota; Oomycota; Peronosporomycetes; Peronosporales; Peronosporaceae
Exons: 9
Coding region: 1-2361 (786 amino acids)
Molecular function (GO): protein binding
Source: RefSeq, a predicted model, not a curated record
AUGAUGGUCGAACAGCAAACACAGCAGAAGCCCGCGCCUGCCUCCAUCAAACCUGUCCCGGAUCUCCCGCGCCAAGUACUACAAUAUGCACCACUACUUGUUGGAAAGUACUACAUCCAAGACAAGCCAGCGGGUGCGAUCCCGAAAUGUGCCGGCGCAGCUGACAGCGUUCAUCCCGCCAUGUCUGGCUCAGCGCUUGCGCGUUCCUCCAAGACUACAAACGCCGCUGCGAACGAAGUGACACCCGUGUAUUUGGGCUACGAAACGAACGCGAAUGUGCGCUCAGCGAUGCCUUUCGAGGGAAAGUACAGCGGCUCCUUCCAGAUCCAAGCCGUCAAGGGCAAACACCAGACUGUAGCGGAGAAAGACGUGGAGAUCCGAUUCGUACACGACGCGAGUAACCCGACGCACUUCGUGGUCACUGGCUCAGGUGAGAACCGCUUCGGUGUGUUUUCGUUGCAUGGGUUCCUGGACAAAGAGACGAAUGAACUGCGGUUAUAUAAAGUCUACAAGCCAAAGGAACCAGUAAAACGGACACUACCAAGACGCUCAAGGGCAGCGCGAGCAGCUACACCCGCUGUGAAGCGUGAAGUGAAGGCUUUGUCGAUCUCUGCACCGGGCGUAGCGGCUAUUACGGCCUCAGUAGAGGUGGCAAAGACUGUGACGCCUAAACCUGCACCAACGAUUGUCGCUCCACGAAGUGUGGGCACCCCAGUGUCCGACUAUUUGUCUCCGUCUUUGGUACUUGGACGCUCGGAGAGGAAGCGCUCUAUCCCUGCACAUCUACGUGAGGAUAAUAUCCUCGAACUGGACCAAGCCCCUAUGAGUAUGAAGAAGUGUCUGAGUAUUCUGAAGGGUUUGAUGGCGAACCCUAAGGCGGCACCCUUUAUGGCACCCGUGGACCCUGUUGCGUUAGGUAUUCCGGACUAUUUCCACGUCAUUAAGGAGCCGAUGGAUCUCGGAACAAUCCGCAACAACUUGGAGUCUGGUUUCUAUGACAGUCCGUCGGAUUUCGCCGAGCAUGUGCGACUGACAUUCCGAAACGCGACGCUCUAUAACGCCGCCCACAGUCAAGUGCACAUCUAUGCCCGUAAACUUGUGGACGACUUUGAAAAGCGGUUCAAGACGGACGGCACAUAUUCGUCCAAGAAGGUCCGAGGUGGCAAGGGUACGAAGGGCAACACGAAGCGACAAACGUCUGGCGAAGAUAAUGGCUUGAUCAUGUCGCUAAAGGAAGAUAUCGAGCGUCUUAAAGCGACUCUGGAACAGCUGCAACCGGCCAUGGCGAAGGCUGUUGCGUCCAAGUCUGCAAAGGCUGCCAAGCCGUUCAAGAUGGACGACUUAACUGAAGAAGAGCUGAACGAGCCCAUGAGUCAGAUGGACAAGGCUCGAUUGAGCUCCGACAUCAAGUUACUUCCGCAGGACAAGAUCAAUCGUGUCCUUCAGAUCAUUGCGGAAGCUGUUCCUGUCGCUAAUUUGGCGAACGAGAACGACGAAGUAGAGUUAGACAUCAACGCGUUCGACACGAGGUGCUUGCGAAUGCUGGAAGGAUAUGUUAGGGAAAACGGGAUUGGUCGCAAACGGAAGCGUCCGACCAAGAAGUCGAAGAUGCAGCCAGCUGAAAAGCGGCUCAAGUCUGCCAAGGAUGUCGCCAUGACAGACGUGGAUGGCGGUGCGGAAGCUGGAGCCACGAAGAAGGCUGGCGAGAACUCGGACAGUUCUUCUAGCUCGUCCGAGUCGUCAGACUCGGAUAGUGAUAGCGAUAGUGAAUCCGAUUCGGACGACGACGGCGGUGCUCCUCUCGAAAGGGUGGGUUUCGCCCCCAGUUUAUCCCAGCUUGACCCCUCGGCUUCCGUUCAUUCCGAUGCGGCCAAGAAGAUCCGUGACGAGCAGCUGUCAAGCUCCGAGCCUCUUCGUGUGGAGAACCGUGGAGCUUGGAGUAUGCUGGCCAAGAAGGAGACGCCGAAUGGAACGCCCCUGCCUCAGGCUAAUGGCAGUCAGUCCACGAGCUCGUUGUGGCUUUCUGCGCGUUCGAUGGAGCAGAUCAAACAGCAGAAGAUCCAGCAGAAGGAAAAGGAGCGCUCAGAUGAGUUGGAAGCUCAGAAACGCCGUGAAGUCGAGCUGCGUGAGAAGGAAAAGGAGCGUGAACAAGCUGAGCGACGAAAGCAAGAGCAAGAGCAAGCAGCGAAGCUCGCAGAGGAGAAACGUCUUCGAGAAGAACGUGCUCGUGAAGCGGAGCGUGCUCGCCAAGCGCAACUUGCGAUGGAGCGCGAGAAACUGGCUCGUGACGACGAUGUCGAGCUCCACGACGCCACGUUGAGUGAGGACCUGGAUGCCUUCAGCUCGUCCUCAUUUUUGUAAAGUCGCUUGUGAGUGACGAGGUGAGCAAGACGAAGUGUAUCAUCCUUCGACGGACGUGCAAAGUUUUAGUAAGCUGCCCGUCGAGUGCGUGCGUGCGUUUGAUAUUUAUGCCGGUGACUCGAUUCUGAGCGUAUCCAAAAGAAAACACCAGGUAGUAAGAGUAGCUAUUCUAUCUAAUCAAGCCAAAAUUUGAUAGGAAU